GUCAGUGUCCGUUCGAAACAGUUCCCGUAUCGGUCACGUGACUUUCUUAAAGCGAUACGCGCACCGACACGGGGUUUCGUUCUAUGAGCUCGACGCAUGCGUCGACGCAUCGGUGUUGCCGGACCCAUCACUAGUUAAGGGAACCCAGUGGUUUGAGAAUGACAGGAUUACAGCUACUUCCAGAGCAAAUUGGAUCGUCUCUCUUUGCCAGCUCGGAGGGCUCAGGCCUGUUCAUCGGUCUGGCUGGGACCGGAGCUGCAGGAGGCAUCGCCGUCGCUGGCUUUGAAUGGAACGCCACCUAUGUGCUGCUGGCUCUGGCCUGGAUAUUUGUGCCUGUGUACAUCUCUUCUGGGAUUGUGACGAUGCCAGAGUACCUGGGCCGUCGUUUCGGAGGAGAGAGGAUCCGGACCUACCUGGCAGUCCUCUCACUGCUGCUAUCGGUCUUCACGAAGAUCUCAACUGACCUCUACUCCGGAGCCUUGUUUGUUCAGGUGUGUCUGGGAUGGAACCUGUACCUGUCCACUGUCCUCAUGCUGGUCGUCACCGCUCUCUACACUAUAGCCGGUGGUCUUGCAGCUGUCAUCUACACAGACACACUACAAACCUUCAUCAUGAUUGUGGGUGCCAUUAUCCUGACAAUUACUGCUUUCAACGAGAUUGGGGGCUACAGCAACCUGGAGCAUGUGUACAGCAUAGCAGUGCCCAGUAAGAUCAUUCCCAACAGUACGUGCCACCUCCCGCGGCAGGACGCCAUGCACCUGUUCAGGGACGCCGUCACCGGAGACCUGCCCUGGCCUGGGAUGACGCUGGGGCUCACCAUCCUCGCCACCUGGUACUGGUGCACCGACCAGGUUAUUGUACAACGAUCCCUAUCAGCCAAAAACAUGAGUCACGUGAAAGGAGCGUCCAUCUUUGCAGCCUAUCUGAAGAUGCUGCCCUUCAUCUUCAUCAUCCUCCCUGGCAUGAUCAGCAGAGCCCUCUACCCAGACUCUGUCGGAUGUGUCGACCCGGAGGAGUGUGUGCGUGUGUGCGGGGCGGAAGUGGGAUGCUCCAACAUCGCUUUUCCCAAACUGGUCAUUGAGUUGAUGCCGAGUGGUUUGCGAGGCCUCAUGAUCGCAGUGAUGAUGGCGGCUCUGAUGUCUUCGCUGACCUCCAUCUUCAACAGCAGCUCCACGCUCUUCACCAUGGACAUCUGGAAGAAACACCGGCCGCGAGCUUCCGAGAAGGAACUGCUGCUGGUCGGAAGGAUUGUGACUGUGAUCUUGGUGGUUGUGAGCGUCGUCUGGAUCCCCAUCCUUCAGUCGGCAAACAGUGGACAGCUCUACGUUUACAUCCAGUCGGUGACGAGCUACCUGGCUCCACCCGUCACUGCUGUCUUCACGCUGGCUGUCUUCUGGAAAAGGACCAAUGAGCAGGGUGCAUUCUGGGGCCUGAUGGUGGGCCUGGUGGUGGGCGUGUGCAGGAUGGUGCUGGAGUUUGCCUUCCCCCCUCCCAGAUGUGGCGUUCUGGAUUCGGCACCGAUGGUGCUGCGCGGCGUCCACUACCUCCACUUCGCCAUUCUGCUCUGUGGCCUCACUGCUAUUGUGGUUACCGUCGUGUCUCUGCUCACACCCCCGCCCAGCCAGGAGCAGGUGUGUAACCUGACCUGGUGGACAAUAACAGAGGAGCCGCAGAGAGACAUUUCUCUGCAAAAAGUGUCCUCGGUCAGCCAUCGCAGCUCUCAGGGUUCAGAGCCACCCCGGCGGAUGACCUGUGCUCAGGGAGCGGGUUUGUGCAUCUCAGCUAUGCGGCGGUCAGAGGAGACUCCGCCUCCCAGAGUUCCCACCAUCAGAGAGAGCGUCUUCUGGUCCAGGUUCUGCUGCUUCAACGCAAUUCUCCUCGUCAGCAUUAACAUUUUUCUCUACGCGUACUUUGCCUGAGCGAAGGAUCAGAUUUUAACAUCCUGCCGCGCCUUCGUGGUGAACUCGCGUCGCUCCCACAUGAACAGGAAACUCCACUGAAUCUUUUCACCACGCAUCAGGGUGGGAAAACACACGGAUUGUUGAAACUGAAGGGGCCUCGUGUUUUCAGUAGUAUCCACAAUUAAAAUUACAAAAUAGGAGUACACAACUCUGCUGAUUCUGCUCAAAUCUUUGAAUUACUAGUGUUACAUUUCAUCAUGUACAUUUGCAUUUAAAUCUUUAUGUACGUCUCAAUAUUAUGAUUUAACAGUAGGGUAUGGAUGUUAGACUUAUACAUGUUAGAUUUAAUACUUUACUUACAUUCAGGGGAUUGAGGCCAUGAAAACAGAAACUGAUCGUCUCAAACCGAUCUGAGCCUUCUUCUUGGGACACGUAACGAAAGGUAUUUGCUGAUGUAGGAAGAUGUUGCAGUAAAAGCUUGUUUCAACACAUAAAAUGACCAUAUAAUCAGGACCAGAGAUACAGGUCGCUUGUAUUGUUACAUAAGCAGUUUUGAACAGUUCAUAGGAAAAGGGAACUAUGAGAAAAACACAGAAUCAUCCAUCAUGACGUCUCCCCUUUGUGUACUUUUCAUUAAGACAGUGUCUCAUUUAUACAACCGUGCAAAGGCUCUUCGUUCUGUAAUGGCAUUCAGUGUGAGAUAUUAUCAAUUUCAGUGAAGCAGCAUGCAAGUGUCACUCUCCAAGUUUAGUUCAGUUUUUAUUUAGCACCACAAAGUUGCAGUUAGUUUCUGACCCUCUAAGCCAAAGGGCACCACUUAUUGCUUUGGACUGAAAGAUUGAUUAAAAUUGUAUGUAAAAAAAAAUCUUUUUGACGACACUGUUUCCCAUCUCAGCCGCUGUCCUGCGUGUGAUAUAACUCCAAGGAAGGAGGUGGGAAACACUGCUGAUCUGUGUGUUUUAGCUUGUUUUUGACUUUUAAUGUAGAGAUUUGAGUCAAGAUGAUAUUGUUGAUAUUCACUGUGUAUGUAAGACAGGGAUGUGUUCUUGUGCUCGUUCAUGACUUUAUGAAUAUAAAUCAGUUUCUCAAGCUUUCCUCCUCAGUGAGUGAAUUAAAGUGCUCAUUUUCUAGGAGUUCCCGACGUUACAUGAAUGCAUCACACGCGGCUUACUUCAUAUUAUAAGUGCAGCUCAGAAUCCAUAACAAUAACCCAUUUUUGUGUGUGUGCGUGUGUAUCAGCCUUACUUCAUGUUCUUUUAGACUUUUUGAGAAAUGCUUGUCUAUAAACUGCUCUAAAGCGUCCACAAAUGAAUGCACAGUGUAUUAUUUUUUUAUAACCAGAUAAAAUCUCUUUAUUCAGCUGCUGUGCAAUUGAGGUACAUUCAAAAACAGAAGGUUGAGGAGUAAACACAAGAUUGUAAAACAAA
Salarias fasciatus (jewelled blenny) is the source of this 3328-nucleotide messenger RNA. It is a transcript of the gene slc5a10, whose product is annotated as solute carrier family 5 member 10. Lineage: Eukaryota; Metazoa; Chordata; Actinopteri; Blenniiformes; Blenniidae. Gene Ontology annotation, molecular function: D-glucose:sodium symporter activity. The record is from RefSeq and is a predicted model, not a curated record. Gene Ontology annotation, cellular component: plasma membrane. Bases 159 to 1919 code for a protein of 586 amino acids. The transcript is spliced from 14 exons. Gene Ontology annotation, biological process: transmembrane transport.